AAACUGUAUCAGUAUAUUCGAUAUAGCUGAUUUACAUAGCUGCACGGAAUUGCUAAGAAGUUCAGAAUUAUAUAUUCAACAACACUUUUCAGAAGUUGCUGGUGGCGACGAAUUUUUAUCGUUAUCAUCGGAUCAAGUAAUUAUGUUGAUCUCCAGUGAUAAACUUAUAGUUCCAUCCGAAGAAAAAGUAUUUGAAUGUGUUAUUCGUUGGGUAAAACAUGAACUGGGUUCAAGAGAAUGUGUUUUACCCCAGUUAAUGGAACACGUACGUUUACCACUAACAUCAAAUAAUUACAUAUUAAAUAAAGUAAUUGAGGAGCCUCUUAUUAAGGACUGUAUUGAAUGUAAAGAAUACAUAAGUGAAGCAUUAAAUUUUCAUAGGCUCAAGCCAGAAGAGCUUAUUCCACAAAACAUCCGGUUCAAACCCAGACAAGCAGAUAAAGUUAUAUUGGCUGUUGAUGGGAUGGAUACUAAAUUUAGCAACAGUACAGAAUUUUUCGAACCAAAAAUGAGCCGAUGGCAUAACGGACCGGAAAUGAUUACAAGCCGUAAAAAUCCCGGUCUAGCUGUAGUGAAUGAUAAUUUAGUGUUUGCCGUGGGUGGUUCUACUGAUCAUUUUGAACCUCUUCGGUCUGUUGAUGUGCUUGAUUUAUCUUCAGAAUCACCUUGUUGGAAACCUAGUGUUGACAUGAUAGUUAAACGAAAUAUUUUAGGAGUCGGUGUCAUAAAUAAUCAUGUCUAUGCCGUCGGCGGACACAAUUACAGUGAUUCUGCAUUAGAUAGUGCAGAAGUUUUUGACUACAAUACUCAAGAAUGGCAUAUGAUAUCUAGUAUGUGUACUAGAAGAUCCGACCCUGGGAUCGGAGUCCUAGAUAAUCUUCUAUACGCGGUAAACUAAUAUAAUAUUUUUAAAUUUAAAUUGUGAUAAUAUCAUAUGUAUUUGUUACAAUAAUAAUUGUGG
Acyrthosiphon pisum (pea aphid) is the source of this 961-nucleotide messenger RNA. Its product is annotated as ring canal kelch homolog. The transcript has 6 exons. NCBI's taxonomy places the organism in Eukaryota, Metazoa, Arthropoda, Insecta, Hemiptera, Aphididae. Bases 143 to 898 code for a protein of 251 amino acids. Gene Ontology annotation, molecular function: protein binding. The record is from RefSeq and is a predicted model, not a curated record.